Messenger RNA from Balaenoptera musculus (blue whale), 1268 nucleotides. RefSeq lists its product as uncharacterized. The transcript has 6 exons. Bases 1 to 717 code for a protein of 238 amino acids. Lineage: Eukaryota; Metazoa; Chordata; Mammalia; Artiodactyla; Balaenopteridae. The record is from RefSeq and is a predicted model, not a curated record.
AUGGAGAGUAGAGAAAGGAGCGUAUCAGUGGUGAAGAGGGGAGAUACUUCCGCUGAGAUUGCCCAAUCGCAGAGUACGAGGUUGGGGAGGUCGUCUUUUCUUGUUCCGUACGCCACGGUCGAGGGAGGAACCGGGCCCGGAGGGGGUUGGGGAGGUGGCCCAAACCUGCCAGCCAACCUAGCCCCCGGGUCCAGCUUCCGCCUGAGACCCAUCUUGGUCCCCAGCGUUCUACACGUUUUUGCUUUCCCCUGCCCCCAGUUCCGUCGGGAAGUCGGAAUUUCCAGAUUUGCUUCUCUGUAUAGGACUGUCGGUGAUCCGGCUGGAGACCUUGACGUAAAUCAGCAUCAGUCUAAGGGCCUUGGUGCCCUGACUCGGAUCCCUGGAUUCAAGGAACCUGAAGACCCACAUCCCAGCUAUUCCCAUGAACCUGCCCAAGACCUCAAAUACCUCUUCAAGAAGGUGAUCCCCAAGCCAAGGGACAACUGCAUUGAUAAACCUUCCAGAUUGGCAGCUCUCCCUUCCUGUCUCCUGGAACACUCAUUCUUGGAACCCAGCUGCCAUACUGUGAGAAAGCCCAGGUGGCCUCAUGGAGAAGCCCAGGUGGAGAGGACCCCACUUGCCAUCCAUGUGAGUGAAGAAGACACCCUGGCAGGUUCCAUGCAGAGCCGAGCCACACUGCACGGCUUGUGGGAUCUUAGUUCCAUGACCAGGGAUUGAACCAGGCCCUCGGCAGUGAAAGUGCAGAGUCCUAACCACUGGACCGCCAGGGAAUUCCCAAAUCUCCUUAUAAGGACAUUUGUGACUACAUUUAUGGCCCACCUGGAUAGUCCAGGAUCAUCCCCCAUCUCAAGAUCAUUAAUUUAAUCACAUGUGCAAGGCCCCUUUUGCCAUGGAAGGUAAUAUUCACAGGUUCUGGGGAUUAGGACCUGUAUAUCUUUGGGGUCCAUUAUUCAGCUGGAACAGGGCCAUUCAAGUUUUCUAUUUUGGGACUUUGAAACAAGGGUUCUGUGGCUGAACAGACCUAAAAGUCACUGGACUAAGGAUUUCUUUUUCUAUCUUUGUCCAAGUUUUUUUAGGUAUCCAAAUUAUGUUACUAAACACAUUGCAUAUUUAUGCAUAAAUAUGCAUAAAGUACAUUGAGAUAUGAUCCUUGUUCUCUAAGAGUAUAAAUAAAAUCAUAACUAUCUGAUCUUUCCACAUUUGAUAGGAUUUUCCCAUUAAAAGAUCUGGACUAGGGCUUUCCUGGUUGCGCAGUGGUUAAGAAUCCA